CAGGCGACUCUAAUGGAUUUUUCAAAUAUCACCAACUGCUGUGAACUUAAUGAGCACAUCCCUAACGACAUUGUUCGAUUGACACACUCCACAGAGGAUGUGGCAGCUUUAAUCGAAGCGGUUGAAGGGGAAAUAUAUACCCAUGCUUAUAUCUACUUAAAGAGGAAAAUGGAUUCACAGCUUUUUUACAAUUACUUCUUGGAAGAAAUGAAUAUUCUAGUAAAAUAUGUUAGAUGUCUGGCCAAUAAAUAGGCGUUAUUCUCCCAGUAAAACCAGCAGUCUUUGAACAGAAAUGGAGCUAAAUUGGUUGAUAUUCAUAGUGCAGCUCAACUGGUUUCACUUUGGAUGGGGCGAGUUUAUAGACUUUUGUGAAAUGCCCUACUGCGGAUCGAAUAACCUGGCCUGUAAUAAUCCAUCUAAAUACAGUGUCAUGUGUCCGCCGAAUGCCAGGACACUUUCCAUGUCGAGAUACCGAAAUGUCCUGCUGAAUGCCUUCAAUGAGUUUCGCAACUAUACAGCGAGUGGCAAGCAAAAGUAUCUCAAAGGAGCGGCUGCCCGGAUGUCCCGACUAAGUUACAGUACGGAUCUGGAGGAUUUGGCCCGAAUGGCGGUCAUCACAUGCUCCGCCCAUAAGUUUUGUUUGAGCUCACCGGAGUUCUACUAUGUGGGCACCAAUAUGGGAUCUACCUAUUAUCUGGGCAGCUUGAACGACUACGAGGAUUUGGAACUGAUGCUGAGGACCAUUCAGGACUGGACCAAAUAUGCGGAUUCUGUCAAUAUGAAAAUGACUCUCUAUAUGCCGACCAGAUUGGAGAAAAUUGGAACAGCUAAGGCACUUCUUCUUAUGACAGAUCGAAAUACCCAUGUGGGCUGUUCGGCAAUGCGAUUCACCGUGAACUCCGCCCACAGCUUCGUCUUCGUUUGCGCCUUUAGUACGGAUAUUUUCGUGGAACGACCCAUUUACCGGAUGUCAAGUAAACCGGGAAGUGCCUGCAAGCGUUUGGAUCCCACCUACUCAGCACUCUGUGCCGUUGGGGAGAACUAUGGGAAUAAUAAACCCGUUGCCAAUGCAAUGGUCUUUCAGUUGCCCCUCGACAUCUCCAAAGGUCGACAGUCCUAUGUGCCCGCCACAUAAAGCUAGCUUUAAGUAAACUUUAAAAUUCACAGAGCAA
Drosophila takahashii is the source of this 1172-nucleotide messenger RNA. Its product is annotated as venom allergen-1. NCBI's taxonomy places the organism in Eukaryota, Metazoa, Arthropoda, Insecta, Diptera, Drosophilidae. The record is from RefSeq and is a predicted model, not a curated record.